AUGGAAAAGUCUGCGUGUAAAAGUCGUUUGGUCUUGAUUGGAGUGGGCGUGGCCGCAUUGGCUGCCCUCGCGCUGUAUGCCACGUUCGCGGCGGUCGGGAAUGCCGGGCCGUCGGCCGAAUGCGCCAGUGACACCGCGAGCGCGAAGACCAGGUCGUGCAGAAAGCGACGAGUGAGUUUUGGGGGGUUUUUUGGGUGGGAUUUGGGGCUUGAUUAGGUCAUGACUAGGGCUCGCGAUUGGGCGAAAUAACCGGGACUUUUAUGCCAAAAAAUUUGCAAAAAUAAAGAAAAAUUCUGCACAGUGCGGACGGUCCGGGACGGAAGAAAUUUUUGCACAGUGCAAAAUAUUUUUUAAAUUUCUUUUCAUGAAUGAGCGUUUUGCCUGGGGCAAUUAUACUUUUAAAGACAUUUUAUACGAUCAAACGUGUUUUUAUUAUAUCUGAUUUUUGGUUUAAAAAUAAUUUUGCAAAAUCGAAAUAAAAUUGACGAACGGAACGAAAAGUAAUUUUAAAAUUUUUGGGAGGGGAGACAUUUUAUACGAAAAAAUAUUUUUUUUUGAAAAAAUUUCAAAAAUUAAAAUAAAUUUUUUUAGGCAAAAACAAGUUUUUAGAAGUCUCUAAGAUAAAUUUAUUUGUAAAAUACGGCUUGCUUUCACAAGUUGAUUGGCGUUUUCCACAAAAAAAUCGAUUUUAAAAUAUUUUGAAUUUUUGAAAUUUUCAUUAUUUUUUGAUUAUUUUUUUAUUUUUUUUCAGCAGAGAAGACGUUCCAAGAAGUCGGAAGACAAGUCGCGCUCCAGCGUCUCCAGUGGAAGUGGUCCCACCACCGCCGACACGGCAUUAUCCCCCUCUGUCCCGCCGGCCGCCCCUCCAGCCGAGCCGGAGAAGCAGGAGAACAAAGGAUCCGAUAUGGGCACCUCCACUUAUGUCCAACUUCCCAAGUAG
Molecule: messenger RNA, 940 nt
Organism: Bursaphelenchus xylophilus (pine wood nematode)
Lineage: Eukaryota; Metazoa; Nematoda; Chromadorea; Rhabditida; Aphelenchoididae
Source: the annotation of a GenBank genome assembly